AUGAAGGCCUCUUUCAUCGCUGCCGUCGCCGCUCUGGCCGGCUCUGCUUUCGCUGCUCCCACCCCUGUUGGCGGUGUUGAUAGCCUCCUCAGCGGCCUCAAGGCUGGUGACAUCACCAAGGAUCUCAAUGCUGGAGACAUCACCAAGGAUCUCAAUGUUGGAGACAUCACCAAGGAUCUCAAGAUUGGCGACCUUACCAAGGAGCUCAAGCUUAACGAGCUCCCCGUUGUCUCUAAGCUCAGCGACGUAACCAAGGUCCUGAACCUUCCCGCCCCCGCCUCCCCCUCUGCCAGCGGCACCCCCGCUGUCCAGGACGGUCACCUCGUCCAGAACCUCGGACCCCAGCUCGACAACAUCCUGACCGUUGUCGGCCCCGACGCCACUACCCUGCUCAUUCAGCUCUCCCCCGAGGUUACCGCCCUCGUCUCCGGCCUUGGUCUCCCUGGCCUCGGCGUUCCCCUCGGUUCUAUUGUCGCCUCCGCCUCCGGCCUUGGUGGUCUCGUCACCGGCCUUGGCCCCGUCGUUGACGGUCUCGUCACUGUUGUUGGUGCUGACGUUGGUGCUCUCCUCAUCAGCCUCUCCCCUGAGGUUGGUGGCCUCGUUUCCGGCCUUGGUCUCCCUAACGUUGGUGUCCCCGUCGGUACCGUUGUUGCUACUCUCGGCAAGAACCUCAAGCGUGGCGAGAUCGUCCAUGACGUUGCUCCUAAGGUCAAGAACACCCUCACCGUCACCGGCCUGAACGCCAAGAACCUCCUCGUCGAGCUCUCCCCCUCCGUCACCACCCUCGUUGCUGGUCUCGGUCUCACUACCAUCGCCGGCCCCGUUGGCUCCAUUGUCGCUGAGGCCUCUUCCGUCGGUGACCUUGUCAAGGACGUCUCCGGCCCCGUUGAGGACCUUCUCCACAUCGUCGCCAAGGACGGCAAGCACCUCCUCAUCAAGCUGUCUCCCUCCGUUGUUGGCCUUGUCACUGGCCUCGGUCUCCCCACCGUUGCCACCCCCGUCGGUGCCAUCCUCACCACCGUCGCUCAGAACCUGUAA
This is a messenger RNA of Penicillium mononematosum, 1038 nucleotides long. RefSeq lists its product as uncharacterized. The transcript has a single exon. Lineage: Eukaryota; Fungi; Ascomycota; Eurotiomycetes; Eurotiales; Aspergillaceae. The coding region runs from base 1 to 1038 and encodes 345 amino acids. The record is from RefSeq and is a predicted model, not a curated record.